UCAGACAGAGCCGUAGCUCAGGCCAGCUAACAUAUCAGCAGGCUAAAUGGAUAUUACAAAGUAAUUACUCACCAAGAUUUAAGCUCUAAAUCGAAUUUCAAAUCCCUAAGUGUGUACGGGAGAGCCGUAAAAAGCUGCUAAGGGGAGCACAGUAGUAAGACUUGCGCGCGUGUUCUGUUUUCUUGAACUUAAUAUGAAAAUUUCACGGUUCUUUUUCAAGUGCAGUGACACAAACCGAGCGUGAGAGUCUACAGUGCAGAACCAAUAGUGGUGAAGUUCGUAAAGACAGAACAGUGGUGAGAAAAUUAUUCGAAAUGCUCGUUCCGGCUGAUGCAUCGGUCAGUGGAAGCACUAAGCUGGUUGCUGCCUUAGAACAAUUCUACGGUGAGCAAGUAGCUAAAAGGAGAGUUGUGGUAGGCAAGCGAGUUGAAGAAGUGGUUCAGGUUGCACACGAUCUCAUGAAACACGUCGAGGCUCAAGAGCCCCGAUGUCUAUCCACCCUGACACAGGCAGGCGGGCGAUGGGAAGGUCUGAAAAUUCACAGUCCAGGAGAAUAUCAAGUUACCAUAUACCUCAAUCAAAUGGGCGAAUUUAAUCUGGUCGACGAUGGUUCAGUUCCAGGGAGCGCGGUGCUCAAGCUCAGCGAUGGCAGGAAACGAUCAAUGUCAUUGUGGGUGGAAUUUAUUACCGCCUCAGGCUACCUAUCGUCGCGUAAAAUGCGUGCAAGAUUCCAGACUCUGGUUGCUCAAGCCGUAGAAAAAUCACAAUAUCGCGACCAGCUUCGUAUGGUGGGAGGAACGUCUGAAGUCAGAGUUCGAAUACGAGAUACAUACACCCUUGAUAUGGUGCUAGCAUUCAAAUGUUACGGAAUAUGGCCUCGCAGUGCGGCUCAUUGGCCUGAACCAACACUGCCGUGGCCGGGAGUAGAACAAGCAACCGAAGUCAAAAUGUCUGGCUUCACGCUUGUGUCCAGAGAUUGCUCACACCUAGCCAGAGACAAGGAGAAGGACAAACAAGAAGCUGCGAUCACAGCAGAAGGAGACACUUGGGUGAUGGUUUUUGCGGAGGCUGAAGACCGCCUGCUUACCCAAGGAUGUCGUAAAAAAUGUUUAGGAAUUUUGAAAACGCUUCGUGAUCGUCAUUUGGAAUUGCCAGGCAACCCAGUGAGCGCCUUUGUAUUGAAGACACUCGUGCUGUACGAGUGCGAGAAGCAUCCUCAUGAGUGGGAAUGGGACACCUUAAGCUUAGGUGAUAGAAUCAACGGAAUUCUCUUACAAUUGAUCUCAUGUUUAUUAUGCCGUCGUUGCCCGCAUUAUUUUCUUCCGCAAGUCGACCUAUUCAGAGGAAUACCUCGGCAGAGUUUAAUGCAAGCUGCUUCGCAAUGCUGGCGACUAACAAGGGAUCUGCUCACAAGAACGGAAUACCUGCAGCAAUGUUAAAGCCAUGAAAUAAAC
Hyalella azteca is the source of this 1454-nucleotide messenger RNA. Its product is annotated as putative nucleotidyltransferase MAB21L1. NCBI's taxonomy places the organism in Eukaryota, Metazoa, Arthropoda, Malacostraca, Amphipoda, Hyalellidae. The transcript has a single exon. The record is from RefSeq and is a predicted model, not a curated record. The coding region runs from base 315 to 1439 and encodes 374 amino acids.